Molecule: messenger RNA, 582 nt
Organism: Protopolystoma xenopodis
Lineage: Eukaryota; Metazoa; Platyhelminthes; Monogenea; Polystomatidea; Polystomatidae
Source: the annotation of a GenBank genome assembly
AUGAAGAGGGGAGGAGGUUGCUGCGUGAAAAGGGUAGCUGUUUCCUUGCCCUACAGCUUCGUUUACACAACAACCCAACAGUCCGUAGAACAGAACAAUUCUCGUUUAGUUUGUGGCGAGGCAAAUAGACAACUGCCCUUGCAUGGAGGGAGAAAAGACACUCUGCAACCGCUCGUCCAAUCUCCCUUCGGUGCACAUGACAACAGCACCCAACAACACAAGCUGCGCAGCCUAACGACCGUUUCUUACGAUGCUAUCCGAUCAGGACGACGGCUGAUAUCUCUACCGGCUCGAGGACAGCAUCGAAAAGGAUGUCACUCUCUCGUGGAGACAGACAAGGCGAUCAAACGAAUAAAGAAACCCAACUUUUCUUCGCCGCCAUCAAGACUUCAUAAUUCAGAAACCAGUCAAGCAAGAUUGGGCCAGGCCUGUGGCCCUGAGCCCAUACAAAGUGUAAGUACCGGGUCGCUUAACAUGAGGCUGGUACCGAUGUCUCAUACCACUGUUGGGCCAAUCGGCGCCUCAGUGCCCAAUACUUUUGCCACUCGAAUCGGCCCGUAUCCUCUUCCAAUGCUUCCCCAC